This is a messenger RNA of Loxodonta africana (African savanna elephant), 2798 nucleotides long. It is a transcript of the gene TP53I13, whose product is annotated as tumor protein p53 inducible protein 13. The record is from RefSeq and is a predicted model, not a curated record. NCBI's taxonomy places the organism in Eukaryota, Metazoa, Chordata, Mammalia, Proboscidea, Elephantidae. Gene Ontology annotation, cellular component: cytoplasm. The coding region runs from base 1360 to 2562 and encodes 400 amino acids. The transcript has 7 exons.
GCGAGCCGAGGAGGGGGUGAUGGCAGCCGAGAAGUGGGGAGACCCGGAGACAGAUGCUUGGAGGGCGGAGGUGAGCAUCAGAGGUCCCCGUCCCCGCCCUCUACCCUGCGCGGUCCGGAAGGCUGGACCGUGCCGGCGACUAGAGUCCGUAGCGGCGGUGCGAGAGACCCUGGAUCGCUGCGCCCUCAGGGGCUGCUCUUGAGAAGUAGCAAAAGGAAGAAGUGAAUAAACCGCAGCUCCGGGCGCGGGCUCCUGGGCUCCCACCGGCUGACUGCAGUUGCAGCCCGGGCCACCAGCCGCGCCUCCUUAUCCCGGCUCGGCCGUGCUCUGCCCUCGGUGUUUGGCUUGGCCCCACCAACUGCGCAAUAACCCGGCCGGGUGGGGGUCAGACAUUGGGCCAGCGAGUGCGAGGGCUGGCGGCGGACCCCGGCACGAGUUUGCAGCGGGAGGCUGGGCGCCCGGGGCUGCUAGUUCCUUUGCCCGCAUCAGUGCGCUGUCCCGCUGGCCCCGCCGGUGAGCUUGAGGCUCACCGAUUUCCGAAAGAGGAAGUCCUUAACACGGCUCCCCAGGAAGGUCUUCUUCCCCAGAAGAAAGAGACCCGAGCCUCCAAGAAAAACCUAGGGGAAAGGACCCACUCAGGUGCCCUGCCGCCCCCAGGUUGAGGCCUGGCGAUGUUAGACUGGAGCUCCAUCAUCAACUCAACUGGCAACUACUUGGGGGGACCGCGUAAGGAAGCCCCUGUAAGUCACAGAUUUGUGGGAGACAUCUGAAACAACACGUUCUCACUCCAUUUCCAAGUUUUGGGCUGGACAUCGCAAUCCUCUCUCCACCCACGUUCCCGUCUUUCUUCAAAAUCCUGAGCCAGGCCAAGAAGAGCACAUCGGGAGAGGGCAGCAGAGCCGGCGCCCCGCUGCUGGGGCGGUCCGGCCAGCCUUCCCCUCUGGAGCGAGGCCUAAGUUUCCUCCACUUCACGGUGACCAAAGUGGCCACCGUCGGACGAACGACGAGAGCGAGGGUGGAGGUGGGGAACAAAGCAGGCCCGAAGCCAACUCCAGCCUCCCGGACUUUUAGGCCUGGGGAGGUCGGGACCCGGAGUCCUCCGACGCUCCUGGAGGUUGUGACUCUAUUUGCGAGGGCGGGAGUGGCAUGGGCAGAAGAUGAAGCAACAGAGCUGGAACCCUCUCCCUGUCCGCAGCUUGGACUUUGUGAUUCUGUCCCUCUUCUACUGGCUGGUCACAUGGACAAGUCUGAAGCGGGUUUGCCGGGGGAGCUUGCCCGUCUCCCCUCGCCUGGACCACCCGGUCCACAGGGAUCCCAUCUCCCGCUCUUGCCCGCAGCUGCGCUCUGCUGGCCGCGGGGAUGCGCCGGGGCGAAUCCCGCCGCGGUGGAGGCGGUCCCCGCUCGCCCUCCACAGCUGCGCCCGCCGGCCUGGCUCCCACUAAACUUUUCCGGCUCCAGGUGGUAGCUGGGCCGGCGGAGGAGGCAGGAGCCCUUUGUCCCGAGGGCCCAUGGCCUCUGCCCCCACAGGUGUCACCAAGAGUGACAUAUACACGGAUGCUCCCAGGGCUGGCUGAGGAUGUUAGCUUCCUGUACCACCCCUGUGCCCACCCCUGGCUGAAGAUCCAGCUUGCCCUCCUGGCCCAUGUCUGUGUGGCUCAGCCCUCAUUGGUCCCUGACUCCAGCCUCACUCGGGAUCGGCCCUUGGUACUGUCAGCGUGGGGGGUGGCGCUGGAGAUGGCAUGGGUGGAGCCAGCCUGGGCUGCCCACUGGCUAAAGAGAUGGUGGCGACGGAGGAAGAAGAAAGCAUGGCCCCACUCCGACGGCCUUUCUGGGCCCUCUCCCGUAGUGCCGACCUCAGGCAGAGGGCGGCUGUGCUGGAGAGGGUGUGUGCAGGCCCCGGCUUUGGCCUUUGCUCUUCGAAGCUGGCGGCCCCCAGGGACAGAGGUGGCAUCUAGAGGGCCCAGGCAGUCUUCUUCAGACGGUGCCAAGAGGCGGGGCCUGCGGGCUGCCCUUGGUCUGCAGCCCACCCCCUCAGCCCCAAAGCUCUCCUCUGCUUCUCCACAAAACUGGGAGGCCAAGCAGCCCACACUGGGCACCCUGGGUGAGGCGGGUAAUGCCCCAUCAGUGCGCACUGGCUCCCUGCUGCCUGGGGGGCCUGAAGGCAAUGCCAGCUCUAGGACACAGGCUCAGGGACCCAAAGGUCAAGGCAGCCCAGGAGGCUGUGCCUGUCCCAGCCAGGUGUCCCCGGCCCCUCGGGCAGCAGCACCCCCACGGGCCGCCAGGGUCCCCACGCCACGCACGGAGGAGGCCGCCUGGGCUGCCACGGCCCUGACCUUCCUGUUGGUGCUGCUCACCCUGGCCACGCUCUGCACUCGGCUGCAUCGAAACUUCCGACGCGGGGAGAGCAUCUACUGGGGGCCCACGGAUGACAGCCAGGACACAGUGGCUGCUGUGCUGAAGCGCAGGCUGCUGAUGCCCCCACGCCGCGUUAAGCGCUCCCGCCGGAGACCCCUCCUCCCACCCACGCCGGACAGCGGCCCGGACGCGGACAGCUCGGACUGACCUCGCCCCAGCCCUGCCACAGUGGCAGCCGGGCUCCUCCUCGGGUGGGGAGGCCACGACCUCUGCCACGUGGACCGCGCGCAGGGGGCCCCCUAGCGGCCAGAUGAAGUAGUCCGCUCUCAGCGUGGAAAAAACUGUCUUCCUCCAUUGGAGGAGGGAGAAACCCAGGGAAAAAGAGGAGCCCUUUCAACCUUCCUGCCAAAGUUCCCUGUUUCUAAUUAAAUUAUUUUAGUAGA